GAUGAUAUAGCUUUGUGUAUUACUACGAUAUCACCUUUUUGUUUUAUCGAUCAUUUACUGUGUGACGUGACUGACGAAAUGUAUGGUUGCACUGUGUUCCUUGUUGUCCUGCCAUUUCUUGUAGUGCAAGCUACUCCCAUCCAGGAAUUUCCGGAGCAUAGCGCUGAUAAUGCAAGUUCUUCCAAUGUGGCUAACACUAGCACUUCAAACGCCGUCCACAUCAACACUCGGCAUAAGCGAGAUGAUAUAACGAUCGGGGACGUGUUCGACGACAACUACUGUGCUCCGUGCAAUGAAGAAUCGCUCUGCAGUCCCACUCGCCAAGAGUUUGAGAAGUAUUGUCGCAUUCGCAGAGAGUUUUUAGCAAGGACCACGCCAAAGUCACGUCAUACGGAACCUUGGACAUACGCAACCUUUCCUCCUUGGGCGAUUGGAAUUCCAUUUUAACAGAUCCUUCAUCAAAGACUUUCUUUAGUCCAUAAUAACUGC
Messenger RNA from Paramacrobiotus metropolitanus, 489 nucleotides. RefSeq lists its product as uncharacterized. The record is from RefSeq and is a predicted model, not a curated record. Bases 79 to 447 code for a protein of 122 amino acids. Lineage: Eukaryota; Metazoa; Tardigrada; Eutardigrada; Parachela; Macrobiotidae. The transcript has 4 exons.